UAGAGACAAAUGUACAUCAUCGUGUCGAACAAUAAUGGCGAAUGAGAUGUGUCUCACAUCGUAGAACGUUUCCUUGAGUGCGAAGUUGGCACUAGUUAGUUCUAUUCCGACGCCAUACAGAUUGCACUUUUUUGUUGGUUUCGAUAGACGGUGUAGAUUUAGGCGUAAGAUAUUUCUGGAUUUGGUAUUUGGAAAAUGUCUUGUAUAAUUUCAAAGUUCGAAUGUUGAACAUAGUUUCGAUAUGCCUGUGACGUAGUUAUCAAAGUUUGGAUUUCACCGGGACACAGUAUCAGGUAGAGUGUUUGCAGCUUUUUCGAGAAGUUUAGAUCGUGCUACAAUAUCAACGACAUAUGAACCCAUGGCUGUAAAUCAAUGCAUUAUUAACGAAGGAACAGACGAUGAAUUGAAAUGCAGGUCUUACAGAGAAACAUACGAAAGAAAAGCAUUAUAUUAUUUGUUGACCAUUUGUACACUCGGAUUGGUUCUUCUUAUAUUUUAUUGGAAACCAGAGUGGAGGGUAUGGGUACGAGCUCGUGCGAGUGAUGUUGACAGAGCCACACAUUUGGUGCUUCAUGAUAAAUAUCAAAGAAACCACGUCAAAACAGUGAAAAGGCUUGAUCCAAUUGAUUGCUCGCAAUUUCGAAAUGGUGACAUCACUACGGAUAACGCGAAAAGAGAAGAUCAAGAAUCGAAACAUGACGAUGCCGUCCCAUACUUUUCUCUCUCCAGCAUAAGCAAAAAUGGACUUCAGCCCACUAAAUAUUUUGAACAUAAAUUUCAUAAAUAUUUAUGGAGACAUGACACCUUUGUACCGUUGAGAGGCCUUGACUGUGACACAACAAUCGAAAAAAUGAAAGAGAUGAAAUCAGGAUUGAAUGAAAGUGAUAAACCAGAUCGUCGAACAUUGUUUGGCAUCAACACAAUAACAAUUGAAAUUACUCCGAUUGUCGUUCUUCUGUUUCGCGAGAUCCUCAAUCCAUAUUAUGCAUUUCAACUUUUUGCUGUCGUUGUGUGGUGUGUGGGUGAAUACUACAGUCUACCAGCUGUUAUAGUAGUUAUGUCGACUGUAUCAAUCACAUUAUCAUUAUACUUGACGAGAAAGCAAGAUAUUAUGAUUCACAAAAUGUCUUCUGGUUCGGGAACAGUUCGUGUAUUAGUAGGUGACAAAUUUGAAUCACGUGACAGCAAGUCUUUGUUACCUGGUGACGUCAUAGAGAUAGGGGACAAAGUUGACACACUUUGGUGCGAUUGUGUUUUGUUGUCGGGAAAUUGUGUUGUCAGCGAAAGCAUGUUGACAGGUGAAAGUGUUCCCGUUCUGAAAACUCCUCUCGUGUCGUCUACAACUGAAUUUGGAAUGGAAUUCUUCGAUCCUAGUCGACAUAAACAACAUACAUUAUAUGGAGGAACUAAAGUUGUUGAUGUUCAACAUCAUCAAACAAAUAAUCUACCAAGCGCUCUUGUCAUUCGGACAGGUUUCUACACCGAGAAAGGGAAAAUGAUUGAAUCAAUGUUAUCACCGAGUCCCAUGGAUUAUAAAUACUACAAUGACAGUCUCAAAUUCAUACUUGUUAUGCUACUACUGGGAUUAUUUGGUGCAAUUCUGGCAAUCGUCUUCUUAGCUUCUCUCGGGGCGCCAGCUUCUUUCAUAGUAAAACGAGUACUGGAUCUUAUAACAACAAUAGUACCACCUGGGCUACCGGCAGCUUUGACGGUUGCCACAAUAUAUGCCCAGAGAAGACUAAGACUUGCAAAAAUAUUCUGCAUAUCUCCGCCACGAAUUGCAAUCAGUGGAAAGAUCAAUUGCAUGUGUUUCGACAAGACUGGAACACUUACUGAAAAUGAUCUUAAAUUAUGGGGAGUUGUUCCGUGUAAAGGGAUCGAACAAGACAGCACUCAACAAAUUGCAUCAGCCGAAAACGAGCCAUCAUUUUAUGAUGCAAUCCACGAUUAUGAGAAGCUUCCUCAAUACGGAAAGACAGGCUUAGAAUGUUUAAACGCUCUUGCAUGCUGCCAUUCUCUCGUUACAAUUGAUGAUAAAGUAACUGGGGAUCCGGUCGACCUCGAAUUAUUUCAAGCCACUAAAUGGUGCUUGAACCAAUCGACGGAAAAAUGGAGUCAAGGAUGUUCAUGUGUGGUUGCUGCCGAUGACAAUAACUUGGCAAAGAUUGCUAUUGCUCGCGUCUUUCAAUUCAAUUCGGUGAUGCAACGAAUGAGCGUCAUUACAAAGUUACAAGGAGAUGAUAAAAUGCAAAUUUAUGUAAAAGGAGCUCCUGAAACAAUAAUUACAUUAUGCAACCAAAAGUCAGUGCCUGCAAACUUCAAGCAAAAACUUCAAUUUUACACAAAACAAGGUUACCGCGUGUUGGCGCUAGCACACAGAACUUUGGAGAACCCUAACAAUGACAUUAGCAUUAUGGAAAGAAACAUUGUUGAAUCAUCCCUCAAUUUCUUGGGUUUGGUUGUCAUGGCAAAUCCUCUGAAACCACGUACCACGGAAACGAUUUCUUCUCUGAAAACGGCUAAUAUAAGAACAGUCAUGGCUACAGGAGACAAUUUAGAAACUGCUUUAUAUGUUGCAAAGAAAUGUUGCAUGAUUAAUGAAGCUGAUAAAAUUGUUAUCGUCGAAGCAGAAAUUGAAGAAAAUACAGGGGAUCUGAAAAUAUCGUGGAAUCUUGAUUGUACACGGAGAGGAAUAAAAACAAUGAAUCCAAGUCACUCUAAGAAAACUGCUAUUGAAAUAAUUGAGUCACAACUUGCUCCUACAUAUCACCUCGCUUUGACUGGUAAAACGUUGGUAUUACUUCGGGAACAUUCAACAAGAUUAUUCUACCGAGUACUUGUCGGAGCUACUGUGCUUGCACGAAUGAAACCAGAUCACAAAAGAUAUCUUGUUGAAGGACUACAAGAAAUGAGUUACAUCGUCGGAAUGUGUGGUGAUGGGGCAAAUGAUUGUGGUGCGUUGAAAGCAGCUCAUUCUGGUAUUGCUAUUGCUGAAGCUGAAACUUCAAUUGUUGCUCCAUUUACUUCUAUGAGGAAAGAUAUUUCAAGUUGCUUGAAACUUAUACGUGAAGGCAGAGCGGCACUGGUGACUUCAUUUGGAAUGAUCAAAUAUCUUUGUGUUUACUGCUUCGCUCAAUAUCAUUCUCUUCUUAUACUAUUUACCAUAAACUCCUACUACAGCGAUAUGCAGUUCACUUUUGCAGAUGUUGGGCCCACGGGACUUGUGACGUUGUUUUUUGCAGUCGGUGGAGCUGCUAAAAUGUUAUCCAAAAAACCUCCACAUUUAUCUUUAGUUUCACCGAUUAUGCUUGUUUGUUUGUUCCUACAAAUAGCAUUGUUGAUUUUAUUUCAAGUUUCAUCAUUCGUUCUUCUUCAAAAUCAGUCCAGCUGGUACACUAGACUGGAGCCAAAUAUGACUCAUCCAAAAGAUAAUAUUCUUUGUGCAGAAAACACAGUGAUGUUUUAUACGUCCAUUUUCCAAAAUAUGAUGUUAGCGUUCAUUUUCUACAAAGGUCGUCCACAUCGUCAACCACUGUAUAGAAAUGUGCCUUAUUUUGUUGGUUUUCUUCUAUUGAUGAUUUGGUUCGGAAUUUUAUUUUUCGCGAGGAUUCCCGAUGUUGAUGAGUUUUUUGGAAUUACGACAUUGAAUAACGACAAUGUUGGAUUUAAAUUCAUGUUAUUAUCUUUAUACAUUGCAAACCUGAUAUGUGCCAUUAUAGUCGAGAAAUUUCUCCUUGAAUCUGAAUAUUUCAAUCGAUUGCUGAAGAAAAUCUUUCGGAAAUGUAUCACAAAAUCACGUCCCAGAAAUAACAGAGUGAAUGAAGACCAAGUUGAAGAUAUACACUAUCUCAAAUUACAAACAGACUUGAAGCUUGAUUCAAGUUGGCCGCCAGUAGGCCAGGAAACCAUAAUUAGAACGUAGCUUAUAGCAUUAAACGACAAAUCUGCAUAGCAUGCUCUUGAACCCUAACUAUUGUCUUCAUUUGUUUUUGUUUUCUUCUUUAUUUUUCCUCUUCCAUCCACCAAUAUUGCCUUACUACAGCUUUUCGAUUUUAUGCAAUUUUCAUUGUUCUAUUUUGUAAGAUAUUCAAGCAGGGAAGGGGUGAAAUAUUAUAUAGAUUUACCACUGCCGCGUUCUCAUUGCCAGCUAUAGUUAUUAUUCCCUUUUACUCAGCAUUUUUAUAGCCGGCAGACUUGAAACCAACAACAGCGCAUGAGCGUUAUUUAUGAAAUGUGAAUCCGCACGGGACUAAGAUUCAACACACUUUUACCAUAUCAUUUCCCUGUCUGGAUUUGGAUUACAAGUUGAGACUACAGCCCAAUUUUGUUCUGUUUUUCUUUUCUCAUUCUCAAAUAUGUUCCCAAUAUUUUUGUAAUAUAAUAUUCAAUUCUUCUUACUAUACUUUUAUAUAAAAAUGUAUUUUUCAAUUCACAAUGUUGCAGGCUUUUGUCGAAAAUAAAAUUGAAAUAAAUAUG
Messenger RNA from Styela clava, 4476 nucleotides. Its product is annotated as polyamine-transporting ATPase 13A3-like. Gene Ontology annotation, biological process: intracellular calcium ion homeostasis; transmembrane transport. NCBI's taxonomy places the organism in Eukaryota, Metazoa, Chordata, Ascidiacea, Stolidobranchia, Styelidae. The record is from RefSeq and is a predicted model, not a curated record. Gene Ontology annotation, cellular component: membrane. Gene Ontology annotation, molecular function: ATP hydrolysis activity; ATPase-coupled monoatomic cation transmembrane transporter activity; ATP binding.